Drosophila persimilis is the source of this 3056-nucleotide messenger RNA. RefSeq names its product ras-related protein Rab-26 (gene Rab26). Gene Ontology annotation, molecular function: GTP binding; GTPase activity. The record is from RefSeq and is a predicted model, not a curated record. NCBI's taxonomy places the organism in Eukaryota, Metazoa, Arthropoda, Insecta, Diptera, Drosophilidae. Gene Ontology annotation, cellular component: Golgi apparatus; endosome. The transcript is spliced from 6 exons. The coding region runs from base 501 to 1739 and encodes 412 amino acids.
CAUAGUACAUAGAUACUACUAAUUAGUGGCUUUAAACGAAACACCAAACCAAGCAACCAACCGCAAGGAAAAACCAAUACUUAUGUAGUUCAAUUGUAUAGAACGAAUAACUAACUAUAACUAACGAAUAACGAUUAGGGAAUCUAGACACACUACUGAUAAGGAUAGCGAAAAUAUAAAGCUUAUUUGCGAAUAGAAAUAGAGAAUAAUAAUAGCAACGCCCCCCUCCACGGCGCUGAAAGCCCGACAACCAGAAAUUCAUUCAGAAAACGUGCCACACAAACAGCCGGACGGGACGGUUAGAAAGGCAAAUGUCAAAGUCAUAAAGAGAGAAUAAGCGCGAAAGAAAGAGAGAGAACGGAAAGAGAGAGAGAGAGAGAGCGUGAAAGCACAACGGAAUUUAAAAAAGCUCAAAGACAUCAAUCAAAUGUUACAACCAUAAGGACAUCGAGGAAAGCUCAGGAUUAAAGCUUGUCCCAAGACACAAGCCCCACUCCAAAAUGGCCGCAACAGCAGCAACGGGGAUAACGGGAACGGGAACGGCUACAGCAACACACCACGACGAUGCCAGCAGCAUGAGCGACGACGUCUUCGAAGAUGUGGAGACCACACAGGCCCGCAUCGAGGAGUUGCGUCGCCGGCCCUUUGGCGAUGGCUGUUACAAUCCCCCCGCCGCACCCGUCUCAAUAUCAGCCACAGUGGCAGCUUCCACAUCCGCAACAACGACGCAGCAGCAGCAGCAUCAUCAUCAUCACCAUCAUCAGUAUCCGCAUCAUCAUCAAAGCCAACAGAGCCUCACGGGCAGCAGCCAUCAUUAUCAUGACGACGCCAUUAUGGCGCCCGUGCAGCGGACGGCCACAGGAUAUCCGGGCUAUCGACCUUCACGAGAAGCUCUUCAGAUGUACGCCUACGGCACAGGAGAUGAUUACGACGAUUACGACGAUGGCUGGCGUUCAUAUCGUUACGACGAGGUGGACAUGCACCAAGCACAGCCGACGGCCAAUUUGCAACCUUUCGACGACACGGUCAAUCACAAGACGAUACUGCUGGGGGACUCUGGCGUGGGCAAGACAUCCUUCCUGGUCAAAUACAAUACGGGCGAAUUUCGGCUGGGCUCCUUCUCGGCGACGGUGGGCAUUGCUCUGACGGUCAUUAUGCUGGGCGACUCGGGAGUGGGCAAGACAUCGCUUUUGAUACGAUUCCGCGAUGGUCGCUAUGUGCCCAGCUAUUUCCUGAGCACCGUUGGCAUUGAUUUUAGGAACAAAGUGGUCGUCGUCGAUGGCACACGUGUAAAGCUACAGAUCUGGGACACGGCUGGACAGGAGCGUUUCCGCAGCGUUACACACGCCUACUACCGGGAUGCCCAUGCUUUGCUGCUGCUGUACGAUGUUACCAACAAGACCACCUACGACAACAUACGGGCCUGGCUGGGGGAAAUACGGGAGUACGCCCAGGAGGACGUGGUCAUCGUUUUAAUAGGCAACAAGGCCGAUUGCAGUGGCAGUGAGCGACAGGUGAAGAGGGAGGAUGGCGAGCGCCUGGGCAGGGAGCACAAUGUCCCUUUCAUGGAGACAUCAGCCAAGACGGGACUCAAUGUGGAGCUGGCCUUUACAGCGGUUGCUAGGCAGCUUAAGAGUCGCGGCUACGAGCACGGCGAUGAUGGAAAAUUCAAUGUGCAUGAUUUUGUGCGUGACAAUACAAAGGCGCGCUCCGUCUGUGCCCAGUGCAGGAACAUGUAAUUUUCCCCGGCCACAUCCUCCCGAUCCCGUGCACAAAAGAAUGGCAGGAAGAGCAGGAAAGCACAAAAACAGGAGGGGCGGGGGAAAAAACAAUAAGCCAGCAUACAGAUCAAAGGGAAAUGGGGAAAGGUCGAUGGGGAAGCGGCAGGAGCUGGGCGCAAAAGUCGAACUUCUGCAUUUAAUAAACACACAAAAUACGCACACAACAACAGAUACAAAUACAGAUACAUACAGAAAAACACGACCCACAGAUACACCUACAGACAGGAUAACAUGUUGGCACCAAUUUUUUAAGACCCUAGCGGGAAGGUAGCGGAUAGUAGGGGAGCGGGCGAGUACAUGGUAUGUGCGGUAUGGUUAGCAUUUUGUAUGUAAAUUGGAAUUUUUUUGGAACCGGGGCGGGACGGGCAGAGAUACGUACUCGUAUCAUACUUUAAGGAUGGCCAGUGCAUAAAUUAUUGAACAAUAUAUACAUAUAUAUAUACUAUAUACAGAUAUGAUAUAUCCAUAUACAAUUGCAUAAAUGUACUUUAUUAAAAACGAGGAACCCUAAUGGAGCAAGGGAUGAUCUCCAGUCCUCAACUAAGAGAAACCAAUCGCCAAUCCGGAUUAGGAAUGGGAAUCAAGACACGAAAUCGUAAUCGUAAUCGUAAUCGUAAUCGCAGCAAAAUCAUGCAACAUUGAGAUUUGUCCAGCACGUCCAUGGGAGACCGCCAAAUGGAGGGACCGAACGGAACCCAGCGUGAAUCAGCAUCAGCUCCAUAAAGAUAUAUUACCCUCGAGAGGAGCAGCCGGAGAGAUGAUCGCUGGAUGGAUGGAUGGAUGGAUGGAUGGAACCAAAUCCUAUUCAAGAAAUACAAUCACUCAAUUUACCUAUACUACUAUAAAGAAACAAAACAAAAGAUUAUACCUAUUACCAAAUGUUUUUGGUUCUCUAAUGUUAAAAUCUUAAUUGUUAUGGCCUAUCGUUAAGUUUUUAGAUCCACACCAAACCAAAGAAUGUCUGAAGGCAUUUUAAAUUAUUUACACAGACACUAAUGAAUACCCCUUGCAAUUAAGUUAGUUGAAGCUCUCUAUUUAAGUCCACAUGCCACACCUAUAGCAAGCCGUAGUGCAGCAGCAGGAGAAGGAGAAGAAGCAGAAAGAGGAGGGUUACAAAUAAUCAAAGUUAUAACUAUAGUCUCCUACAACAGACCGCAGCGGCAUCCGACGCAUGCAUACUAUAUCAUAGCAGCUAAACAGCGUUAUAUCCAAGCAGACGGAAUGUCUAUACCAUAAACAACAAAUACAUAUUUACAUUGAAUGUGGUUAAAAAAC